This is a messenger RNA of Neurospora hispaniola, 885 nucleotides long. RefSeq lists its product as uncharacterized. NCBI's taxonomy places the organism in Eukaryota, Fungi, Ascomycota, Sordariomycetes, Sordariales, Sordariaceae. Bases 1 to 885 code for a protein of 294 amino acids. The transcript has 2 exons. The record is from RefSeq and is a predicted model, not a curated record.
AUGGACCGAUCUCAACCAAAACCGUCACCAAGAAACUCACCCACGCAGGGGAAGGUGCCCGAGGUAUACUGGGCAGAUGAUGACCAGGAGGAUGAGCGAGGGAACGCAGAAGACUCGCAGUAUACUUUCUUUCGUGAAGGAUCACCAACACCGCCAGAGUACGAAAAGGGCCUUGCGGCUGAGCGAGCUGCUGCAGGCGGAUCGGUAACUGGAAGUUAUGCGGCCUCUCGUUCGACAGUUGGCGGCAGUCUACCGCCGGCUGAAGAAUACCGAGGCUGUCUCGGCAAGUAUCAACAAAGAUGGGGUAUAAGGAGAGGUGUCCUCUGGGCGAUUGUUAUAGCGGCCAUAUUGCUUGUUAUUGUGCUUCCCCUGAGUGUGGGCCUUGGUGUUGGCUUAUCGAGGUCGUCAAAGUCGUCGUCCAGUUCAACAGCACCCGGACCAUCAAGCUCACAAACUGCCCUUCCUACAUCGACCAUCCAAGACGCUAUCACUAUACCCUCACCCAUGCCCAGUCAUUCUCAAACGGCAGUCUCAACCGCAACAAUCAUUCCAAGUAGCACCACCUCGUCAUCAAUCAACAAACCAAGACCAACAGCCUACUCCGACUGUCCCGCCGCCAACAACACGAUGCACAGGAUUCCCGGGCUGGCAAAAAGCUUUCUGCGCCUUUGCGGAGUCGACUACACCGCAGACGACCUCGGCAACUUCCUCGCCGGCGAUAUGGCCGAGUGUAUCGAUGCCUGUGCGGCCAUGGAGAGGUGUAGCGGCUGCUCUUGGGGCUAUCUGGAUGGUGACAAGGGCAACAAGCACCGGUGCUGGUUGAAGAGCAAUUUGCAGACUGCCAAGGAGCAACCGAGUGAUUGGUGUUUUGCGAUGAUUCAUUGA